Molecule: messenger RNA, 1257 nt
Organism: Theileria equi strain WA
Lineage: Eukaryota; Apicomplexa; Aconoidasida; Piroplasmida; Theileriidae
Exons: 1
Coding region: 1-1257 (418 amino acids)
Source: RefSeq, a predicted model, not a curated record
AUGCAGUAUUGUGAAGUUACACCAAAAUUACUACGCGGCAUAGUACACCUAGAGACGGUGACAAGGUUCAGCGGAGGAGAGUUGGAAUAUAAUGACUCUCACAAGUGUUUGUUUAUUCGAGAAGAAAAAUCAGAGAUUAAACUUCUUAUAAAACCGCUCUACAGCUACGAACUCGUCCCAGACUGUAAGUUACACUCGUCAGUUUGCUACGACAUCAAAGUUUUACUUGAAACUCCGGGAAACGAGCAUACUAAAAUUGAUUUUAUAGAAGAAGAUUGUGAUUACACCUAUAGAGCACCAACGGAACUGCUUCAUGGGUUCACAAAAGGGAAAGAAUUAGACACAGGACGAGUAAUUUGUCCUACAGAAAAGGAAAAUAACUGGACAAAGGCCCACUUUAGCUGCAAAAAUUUGAAUAUAAAGUGUGUUAGACUACUCUCUAUCGAGGUUAAAGCAGUCAACGACUACCAAGUUUUGUCCUGGAGGCUUGGAAUCGAGUUUGACAAGUCACUCACAUACGUUGAUUUAAAACUCUCCACACUAUCCAUAGACGCGGAAGUCGCCCUUUUGAAUGAUAAUAAAAAGGUUACACUGCUCUGUAAAAAUUGUAAGGGGCUCAUUUCUAUUUUGGCUGACUUUAGGGCACUAGCUACACCCUCGGAUUUUUUUACCGAGUCCAUCGGUUCCGCAUACUGUGAGGAGUGCCAAGACGACCUACCAUGUAACAAAGUAUGCAUGCCAAAUAGGAAUGAUCUGAUUUAUGUGGGAUACGAUUCGAUUACAUUUUACAAGACAGACGAUAUCAAGACCGUUGAGGAUAAAAGUUGCUGCAAACACUGUAAUAAAGAGCUCGGAAAAUUAGAUCCAAAGGUAGAGGGGUGUAUAUCUCUGCCAAAGAAUAAUGUCAUUGGUAUAAGUGGCGACUAUGAUGUGUUUUGGCGUUAUUCAAAAGGUAUAGAAUUUAUAGAGAGACUCCAAUUGAAUACAAACUUGAAAAUUUCGCUACAUGAUAUUGAUAACGAGAGAAAAGUUGUUCAAAUUAUUAAAGCCUCAAGGAUUCCGGACACAUUUAUCUUUAUUGAUAACAAUCCAGUAGUUACUUUGCGUGUACUCUGGAAGACCUUGAACAGGGCACCGGAAGAUUCCAUACAAGUGGUGUCGGAUAUAUAUCAUCAUAUUUUCACCAUUUUGUCUCUCUUUUCUCAGUCCAAGGCCAAAGAAACGGAUUUGAUACCAUCUCUACUUCCAGCUCUAUAG